Durusdinium trenchii is the source of this 2974-nucleotide messenger RNA. The record is from the annotation of a GenBank genome assembly. NCBI's taxonomy places the organism in Eukaryota, Dinophyceae, Suessiales, Symbiodiniaceae.
GUGAUAUUUACGAGGUCGAUCUACAAGCACUAAAGCGUACAAUUUGAUGGCGUUUUUGGUCUCAGAUCUAUGGCUCUAGGGAGACUCUUCCGCCUACACUUUGUUGCCCAGCGUCCUGAGAUGCACAGCAUGGCUGGUGGUUCGUCUUCUUUUUGUCAGCUGUUCUUUUUGACAUGUUUGCUCCUCCUGCGCAAAGUGAAUGCCGGCCAAGAGGCCUUCGGAGGAGAUGGACUCUGCUUUCCAUCAUGUGCUUGCUAUGAUGGCAUUUGCGAGUUUUAGUUUCUGAUUUGAACAUUCGGAAGUCCAUGUCACACACACACACACACACCAGGUCGACACCAUCAAGAAGACUAUGAAGACUGCGGAUGGACUUCUCCUUGAACUUGUGAGUGAUGAAGCGUUAGCUGCGACCAAGGAAACUCAUAAUCGGGUGGAGGAGUGGCUCAACAAGAACUGGGGGCGUCCUGGGGAGGACAGGUCAGAGGCAAAGAAAGAUAUAUCCACGCGCACCAUCAUGUCAGUGGUGAACCCUUCAAAGAUUCACGAGUUCGCAAACAACUUAGAGCUGGGCGAGGCGGUGCACAAAGACACGAAGCUUGCGCUCAAAAAAGCUAUUCAAAAUGUGUUGCUCACCGAGCUUCAUUCAGAUGCUUUGGUCAACAUUAAGAUGGACAGUGCUCCUGGCGGGACGCGCUAUCUUGAAAAGUUUGCGCUGAGAUCAAAGAAACUAGACGAAGGAAACAUUGCAAUUGUUCUCUCAUACUACUCCGAUGUGCGAACCUUGGAUUCAAACUGGAUGUGGCUUGUGGCAAACCAUAAAAGUGAGGAUCUACAACAAUGGCUUGACUACAAACUCCAUGUAGCAGUUGAGAAGAAAGCCUUGUCUCUUUCAAACUCCAAUGACUACCAGCGCUUGGCGCCUCCCUCGAGCAAAGUUCAACUUGAGCAUGAUCUACAUGUUGCAGCAGAAGGAGGCGAUGAGGCUGAACUUCAAAAGGCUGUGGACAUGGCACGAGCCCAAGGACUUGAACCAGCCAAGCUAGAACCGUACCAGAAAAAGCUGGAGACCUUGGAGCUACAGCGGAAAAAGCGGUCUGAACUCCUGGCGUCUUUGCAGAAGGCAGCUGAAGAAGGAGAGGUUCAGGGCUUUGUGGAGCUGCUUGAAAAGGCAAAGGCUCAUGGAUUUGACUCGGAAGAGUUGAAGAAAGUCCAUUCCACCUUUGAGAAAAACCGGCUGGUGAAGGAGAAGGCAAAGGUGCGGGCAAAGCUGCAAGAAGCAGCAGAAGCAGUUGACCGGGGUCGGUUUGAAGAAGCAUGCGCACAAGCCAAAGCUUUUGAUUUGGAUGAUGUAGAGGUGGAGUCUGCUCGCAAUAAGUUUGAGAAAAACGCAUUGCAGAAGAACAAGUUAGAAGCCCUUAAACUAUUGGAUGAAUCGGCCAGAUCAGGGGACUCGACUACUUUCGAGCACGCAAGAGAGGCAGCAAAAAGUGCAGGCAUUGGUGAGGAGCAGCUCGCAGAGUGGGAUGAGGUCUUUAAGCAAGAGAAAGAGAAGACACAUGCGAUGUCUCAGGCAUGGAAGGCCGUACAGAAAGCUGCGCAAGAUGGAGACAUCGAUUUUGAGGAGCUCAAAGAGAAAGCUCAUCGUCUUGGCGUGAACCCAGAAAAACUGGAGUGUGAGAAUUCGCGCCACAAGGAAGCCGUGAAGUCCAAUGAAAGGUCUGAAAUCCGGAAAACUCUCAAGAGGGCGGCUGAAAGAGGACACUUUGAAGAUUUUGAACAGGCGAGAGAGCAAGCAGUACAGGCUGGAAUGACCGCGAAGGAGCUUGAUGGUUUCCAAGCGAUGUACGAACAAAAGAACCCACCCUUGAAACUGGUGCGAUGGGUGCAGAUUUUGGAGUACUUCAACCCCAUUUUGCCUGCAAUCAUCCUGACGGUCUCCAUCGCUUGGCAAUGCUGGCCCGUUCCAACAUCUGUUGACCCAGCAAAGAGAGCAACUCCAUCGCUGACAGCGGCAGCUCACACAGAGGAUGAUGUGAGCCCUGAUGACUCUGCCUCGCAGUUGUCUUCCCAAAUUUCGCUGGCAUCCUGGAGCCUGAUCUCUGGGCCGGGAAAAGAAGAACCCCGGUGCUAUUCGGAGGCUGCUGUGUUCCAGCGCUUUGCUUGCAAUGGCCGACUUGAUGCAGUGCCUGCAGCAGAGAUUCGUUUGGGCGAUGUUGUUGCAGCCUACGGCGGUGAACGUGCCGAGGUCAUGGAGUAUGGACAGUCCUGGUCUUCCACCAUGGCGAAGCUAGUGGCAGGCCAGGCGAUUCUCGAGGUGACGCCAACUCACCGCAUCUCAGUGCCUCAUGCCUUGUCAGGGUCCUCUGGCGCAGCCCCCGUGACCUACCUUGCCGGCCAGCCAGGUGGCUCGAGUCCAACCGAUACCAAGCAGGCUAGAGAACUCACCAUAGGGGACUUCGUGUGCUGCGAAGAUGGUGUGAACCAGCUAACACAUGUGGAGGAGUAUGAGCUGGAAACACCAGUUCCGGUCUUCAACAUUCGAUUCAAGCCGGAUGUGCCUGUGUUGGUCUUCUCUCCGCCGCCGAACCGCAUCCUGUCCAGAGGCCCACGGUAUCAGCCCACUCGGCGUGGAGGCAAAGGAUACCAGAAGAAGAAAGAGAACCGCAUGAUGCGUGAGUGUGAGAAGCGGAGCAUUCCUGACACUCAAGGUGAAUACUCCGACUGAUUUGUGUAGUCCAGAGAAGCGGCCUAAGACUUUCUAUGCAGCUAUGAUGCAGAUAUGAUAUUGCGUGUGAGCAUGCAUUGAUGUCAUUUCUGAUUGACAGACAUGGCUGCAGAACAUGGUUGAGCCGUGAUCUCUUUUUCCGGGUUCCAAGUGAAGAGAGCACAACUGACAAGCUGGUGCCUUCUCUCUUGGCUUGCAAAGCAGUGCUUCAAAUGUUUUUAUCAUGGACUGCCUUAGAAUUUGUGCAGC